Molecule: messenger RNA, 4521 nt
Organism: Ylistrum balloti
Lineage: Eukaryota; Metazoa; Mollusca; Bivalvia; Pectinida; Pectinidae
Product: mucin-2-like
Exons: 13
Coding region: 1-4521 (1506 amino acids)
Source: RefSeq, a predicted model, not a curated record
AUGCUUGUUGGAAAGUCGGCCAUCCUGUUCUGCAAUGGUGACCAUGGUUACCAUAAACAGAUCCAAAACGUGGUCAUGCUCUCGGAGGCGAAGACCACGUGUGAAGAUACACUAGGGGGCUAUGUCGUUCAUCUGGAGACGGCGUCCGAACAACUCUGGCUGUCUCAGAGGUUCAUGGCGGUCGGUACGAGUGUUUAUCAGUACUGGAUAGGCCUAGAGAGAGGACAAGAGAACAUCUCGGAUUGGUUCUGGGUAACCGGCACUUCUUCAGUCCUAGCCACUAAUCUGACAAAUAGAUGGGACACCAGUCCAACAUACGAUACGGCUGUAGCAUCCACUGGAUUCAUAAAGUCCUACAGUAACUAUUCUACAGCAGAUUUUGUAUGUGAAACUGAAGGGGCGCCAUUCGAUGGCUACUGUUUUGACAAUGCCACGGUGACGUUCUAUAGAAGCCACGGAAGUAACAUAUAUAAUUAUAUAUCAUAUAUGACCGACUUUGAUAGUGCCCGGGAGUUCUGCGAGGCCAUCCCUAACACUCACUUGGUCAACCUGGAGACAAAUGAUGAAAACAACUGGCUGAAUACUAUGCUUGGAGAGUUAUCGCCGAACAGUGUCUUUUGGAUAGGACUUAGAAAGACUUCUGAAGGAGGAGAGUGGCAAUGGUUGUAUCAGAAUAAUGUCACUCAGUCAAUUAAUGAGUCAUCUUUUGACUCUAUGAGUUAUCCAACUGCAUAUCUGCAUGCUUAUACUGAGUACAGCUUAUGGAAAACCUCAGACAGGACAAUUUCAAGGAAUUUUAUAUGUGAAACGGAGAUCCAGAACACAUUUGAAACAACAUCUGCAACAGCGAUAACUACGAGUUCGCCGACAAACAGUUCUAAUUUGACAUCUACGCAAGACCUCUCCACAAUUUCGCCGUCAACUAGCACCAGUUUUACAUUAGCUAUGAUUGUGCCCAUCUCAUCAACAAUUUUGCCAGCAAAUAGUUCCGAUUCAACAUCAGUUACACCUACGCCUGGUUCAACUACCAUUUCGCCAGCAAAUAGUCCUAAUUUUACAUCGUCUAUAGAUACGCUUUACUCAUCUACCAUUUCGCCAGCAAGUAGUUCUGAUUCUACAUCGACUACAUCUAUGUCUGGCUCAUCUACGUUUGUCUCAUCCGCAUCUUUAGAAACGAUCGCGCCGUCACCAUCAUCAACAACGGUAUCUAUGUCAACCAUUGGUCCAUCACAAGCAACAACACAGGAAACUACAAUAAAACGGCCGCAAAAGAAAUUGCUACACAGAUAUUCAGACCUGAAAGUUUUACUCUGUCGGGAAAACCACGUGUAUCAGAUUGCCGACAAAAGGGAGGAGUACUAUGCCACCGCUCGUGCGAUUUGUGAAUCACAGCAGGAAGGUCAUCUCGUACAUUUGGAGACAGAAGCAGAACAGGAAUGGCUGCAGGGACAAUUGGAUUUGUACAAUUUGGAAACGAGGUACCUGAUUGGCUUGGAGAGAAACAGUACAACCAGUGCUGAGUGGUACUGGGUUGGGUCCGGAACACAAACACUAGCUACAGGAUUGGAAAGUCGCUGGGCAUCUAAUGCUCCGCGGGACUCGCAUACAUUUGGCAAGAUUGAUAAUUCAAAUAUUGACAGCGUUUCUAGUAACAGUAAAACAGCUUUCAUCUGUGAAUUUGAUGAUGGACCAAUGCUUUCUUAUUGUAUGAUUAACAGUGAGGUCCGUUUCUACCAAAACACAGGAAGUGUUUACAACGCAUUUUCAUCAAUGGUCACGUUUGAUUCUGCGCAAGCUAUUUGCGCAGGGCAUCCAAAUACACACCUUGUAACCUUAGAAACAACAGCGGAACAUGAUGCGAUAGAGCAAAUGAUUGAUGAUAUAGAUCUUUCUUUUGAUGAGUUCUGGAUUGGUCUACAACGGGAGUCUACUUCAACUGACUGGAACUGGGUAUAUCCGGACAGAAACUCCGUACCAUUAACCGACUCUAAUUUUGGAAUUGGUUAUACCGAAUCAGGUCCUUUGAAUGCUUGCAUGAAAAACAAUAACUGGUUGCAACUCGACAAGACAGCGGAAAGACAUUUCCUUUGCGAAACAGAAGUGACAAAUACAACAAGUGUAAGCACAACGUCAGUUUCUUACACUACGGCCACCCAAACUCCUACUCCGACUACUACAACCACUCCAACAACCACGACCACUCCAACAACAACUACUACAACCACUCCAACAACCACGACCACUCCAACAACCACGACCACUCCAACGACCACGACCACUUCGACAACAACUACUACAGCCACUCCAACAACCACGACCACUCCAACAACUACUACAACCACUCCGACAACCACGACCACUCCAACAACAAGUACCACAACCACUCCAACAACCACGACCACUCCAACAACCACGACCACACCAACAACAACUACUUCAACAACCACGACCACUCCAACAACAACUACUACAACCACUCCAACAACCACGACCACUCCAACAACAAGUACCACGACCACUCCAACAACAACGACCACUCCAACAACCACGACCACUUCAACAACAAGUACCACAACCACCCCAACAACAUCAAUCACGACCACUCCAACAACAACUACUACAACCACUCCAACAACCACGACCAAUCCAACAACAAGUACUACAACCACCCCAACAACAACAACCACGACCACUCCAACAACAACUACUACAACCAAUCCAACAACCACGACCAAUCCAACAACCACGACCACUCCAACGACCACGACCACUCCAACAACAACUACUACAACCACUCCAACAACCACGACCACUCCAACAAGUACCACAACCACUCCAACAACCAUGACCACUCCAACAACCACGACCACUCCAACAACCACGACCACACCAACAACAACUACUUCAACAACCACGACCACUCCAACAACAACUACUACAACCACUCCAACAACCACGACCACUCCAACAACAAGUACCACGACCACUCCAACAACAACGACCACUCCAACAACCACGACCACUUCAACAACAAGUACCACAACCACCCCAACAACAACAACCACGACCACUCCAACAACAACUACUACAACCACUCCAACAACCACGACCAAUCCAACAACAAGUACUACAACCACCCCAACAACAACAACCACGACCACUCCAACAACAACUACUACAACCACUCCAACAACCACGACCAAUCCAACAACCACGACCACUUCGACAACAACUACUACAACCACUCCAACAACCACGACCACUCCAACAACAAGUACCACAACCACUCCAACAACCAUGACCACUCCAACAACCACGACCACUCCAACAACCACGACCACACCAACAACAACUACUUCAACAACCACGAGCACUCCAACAACAAGAACCACAACCACUCCAACAACCACGACCACUCCGACAACAACUACUACAGCCACUCCAACAACCACGACCACUCCAACAACAAGUACCACGACCACUCCAACAACAACGACCACUCCAACAACCACGACCACUUCAACAACAAGUACCACAACCACCCCAACAACAACAACCACGACCACUCCAACAACAACUACUACAACCACUCCAACAACCACGACCAAUCCAACAACAAGUACUACAACCACUCCAACAACUACAACAACCACUCCAACAACCACGACCAAUCCAACAACAACGACCACUUCAACAACCACGACCACUCCAACAACAACUACUACAACCACUCCAACAACCACGACCACUUCAACAACAAGUACCACAACCACUCCAACAACCACGACCACUCCAACAACAAGUACUACAACCACUCCAACAACCACGACCAAUCCAACAACCACGACCACUUCAACAACAAGUACCACAACCACUCCAACAACCACAACCACUUCAACAACCACGACCACUCCAACAACAACUACUACAACCACUCCAACAACCACGACCACUCCAACAACAAGUACCACAACCACUCCAACAACCAUGACCACUCCAACAACCACGACCACUCCAACAACCACGACCACACCAACAACAACUACUUCAACAACCACGAGCACUCCAACAACAAGAACCACAACCACUCCAACAACCACGACCACUCCGACAACAACUACUACAACCACUCCAACAACCACGACCACUCCAACAACAAGUACCACGACCACUCCAACAACAACGACCACUCCAACAACCACGACCACUUCAACAACAAGUACCACAACCACCCCAACAACAACAACCACGACCACUCCAACAACAACUACUACAACCACUCCAACAACCACGACCAAUCCAACAACAAGUACUACAACCACUCCAACAACUACUACAACCACUCCAACAACCACGACCAAUCCAACAACAACGACCACUUCAACAACCACGACCACUCCAACAACAACUACUACAACCACUCCAACAACCACGACCACUUCAACAACAAUCUUAUGGAGUGCUAUCGCUGGUCUUAAUGACAAUUUAAACCAGUGGAAGAACGCUGUUCUGGAAAUGUGA